AUGCCACCCUCACCCACCGCCACCAUCCCCAAGCGAAAAAAUCCUGCCGACCCUUCUGACGCCGACCACGCAGCCAAGAAAGCACGGAAGGAGGCUAAAAAGGAUAAAAAAGAGAAGAAGAAUAAAUCAAGGUCGAAGCACAAAUCCAAGGCCGGGGAUGUCGACCUCUUAUCUUCAGCCGAAUCUGAAUUUCGCUCCGUCAAAGCCUCGGUGCAGCUCACUAUCCCACCGGUCUUUGCGAGUAAACCUCACGAGGGGGCACAUGAACUGCUGGACUCUAUGAUCAUGAGGUAUAUCCCAGCUCUGCAGGGCGUAGUACUUGCGCAUAAGGCAUUGGAGUUCCUGGAGAGUACGGGGAAACUAAAGGCGGACAGUCCGUUUGCGAUAUGGAAUAUUGGUUUCGAGGCGAUUGUGUGGACUCCGGAGAUCGGAAUGGAGCUGGACGGCAAAGUCAAUCUUUGCUCUCCGGACCACAUUUCCUUGCUUGUACACCGCACAUUCAACGUGUCCAUCCCACGACAUCAUAUACCGGCCGACCAGUGGGAGUUUGAGUACGGGCCCGCAGAAAACGAUCCUGAAUUCGGAUCGAACACCGUCGAGGAGCCUCAGGGGGAUGUUAUUACAGAAGGACAUACAGUGGAUGAAGAAACGCAGCCGACUGAUGGAGCUGAGGGCGAGAGUGCGGAGAAGGGCGGGAGAUGGGUGCAUAAAGUGACUGGCGAUCGACUAGGAGGGAAAAGUGGGAUCCUGCGAUUUACGGUUGUUGGCAUGACGAUAGCGAACCAGAUGCUUUCUCUUCUGGGCUCGAUACAACUAGACCCAUUCUCACCGGAACACGUACCACGAUCAGACCAGCCACAGCCUACCUCCCACGACAUGCGCGCAUCUUCACCUCUAGAAAACGUUCUUGAUGACAUGGAAGGGCCUCUUGAGAGCGAUGCGGAAGAAGAAGAUCCGUUCGUGGAAGCGAGCAAACUACGUGAAGAGCCUCAAAACGUCGAGCCUGUGGCGAAGGCAGAAAAAGCGCAGAAGAAAGAGGAGAAACGAAAGAAGCGGAAAGUGAAGGACGAGGCGGAAGAUGGGUCGGAAAAAUUAGAGGGAAAGAAGGCGAAAAAGAAGAAGACAUGAUUGUGAUUGUGGCCCGUUACACCUCCUUCAAUGGGCAUUUCUUCUUUCCUCGAAGAUAUCUUUUCUGACUGCGGUUCUGCCCUGAGCAGGCUCUCUUUCCGCCACGGCCUCUGCUUCCGGUCGGAGCGGACAUAUUCAUACGAACUCACAGGUUCUGUAGACCUCGCCAGACUAGAACCAGGCCAUGGUUGUUCCAAAACGUCCUUCAUUGCUACGACUACGCGACGAUACAAAAGCAUAGUCAGGGUGUCCUUCAUCAGCAUGCUCAACCUUGAUUCGCGCAGCUUUCUUGGCGUUUGCGAAGUUUAUGCGCACAAUCCGGUGUUGGGUUUAAAAGGUCCUGGUUUUGCUCUAACU
Stereum hirsutum FP-91666 SS1 is the source of this 1485-nucleotide messenger RNA. RefSeq lists its product as uncharacterized. NCBI's taxonomy places the organism in Eukaryota, Fungi, Basidiomycota, Agaricomycetes, Russulales, Stereaceae. The record is from RefSeq and is a predicted model, not a curated record. The transcript has 4 exons. Gene Ontology annotation, biological process: DNA-templated transcription initiation. Gene Ontology annotation, cellular component: RNA polymerase I complex. The coding region runs from base 1 to 1128 and encodes 375 amino acids.